This is a messenger RNA of Patiria miniata (bat star), 4895 nucleotides long. RefSeq lists its product as uncharacterized. The transcript is spliced from 4 exons. Gene Ontology annotation, molecular function: catalytic activity. Lineage: Eukaryota; Metazoa; Echinodermata; Asteroidea; Valvatida; Asterinidae. The coding region runs from base 1 to 3648 and encodes 1215 amino acids. The record is from RefSeq and is a predicted model, not a curated record.
AUGCGCACAGGGCUCUCAGACAGCCUUGACCACAUUGACGAUUCUCGCAAGACCGCCAUCAUCGACCAUGAGCUCGACCGACUCAAUGUCGACAUUGCUGCUCUCCAAGAGACACGGCUUGCUGACUGUGGUUCCCUUAAGGAGAAAAAUUACACUUUCUUCUGGCAUGGCAAGAGCGCAGAAGAGACCCGAGAACAUGGCGUUGGCUUUGCAGUGAAAAACACCCUGAUUGCCACAACUGUACCACCAACAGGAGGCUCCGAACGCAUCCUUGCCAUCCGUAUAUCCACCAGCAGUGGACCAGCCAAUCUGUUGAGCGUUUACGCCCCAACCCUCUGCUCUCCCCCUGAGUCAAAAGACAAGUUCUACGAGGAGCUUGACACUGCCAUCAGCACCAUCCCAAAGAACGAGCACCUGUUCCUCCUGGGGGACUUCAAUGCUAGGGUUGGCGCCGACCACGAAUCCUGGCCAGACUGCCUUGGACACUUUGGAGUGGGGAGUAUGAACGAGAAUGGGCAGAGACUGCUAGAGUUGUGCUGCUAUCAUCAGCUCUGCAUCACCAACACCUUUUUCCAGACUAAGCCAUUGCACAGGGUCUCCUGGAGACACCCAAGAUCCAAACGCUGGCACCAGCUCGACCUCAUCAUCACGAGACGAGAGACACUCAACUUUGUCCACUUCACCCGCACUUUUCAUAGCGCGGACUGUGACACGGACCACUCCCUCGUCCUCAGUAAGGUCAAGCUACAGCGCAGGCAGGUCCACCAUGCCAAGCAGAAGGCACGUCCCCGCAUCAACGCCAGCCGCUCCAUAAAUCCAACUGUCACCCAGCUCUUCCUCACCUCACUUGAUCAAGCACUCUCCUCCUCCAAUCAGCAAAGUGCUGUGGACAAGUGGAACUGCCUGCGUGACACCAUUUAUGACCAAGCCCUCGCAGCAUAUGGCAAGAAAGUGAGGAAAAAUGCAGACUGGUUUGAGGCCAGUGGAGCGGAGAUGGAGCCAGUUAUCGAGGUCAAGCGCACCGCCUUCCUCAAGUACAAAGAUAAUCCAUCGACGAGGAACCUUGAGGCUCUUAGAAAAGCUAGGGGCAAGGCCCAGCAAACAGCACGACGCUGCGCAAACAACUACUGGCUCAAACUCUCCUCCCGCAUACAAGCCGCUUCCGACGCAGGUGACAUCAGGGGUAUGUACGAGGGGAUCAAGCAAGCCACAGGUCCCUCCAUCAAAAAAACGGCGCCUCUGAAAUCCAAGUCCGGUGAAGUCAUCACCGACAGCAGCAAACAGAUGGAAAGGUGGGCUGAGCACUACAUGGAGUUAUAUGCCACAGAAAACACAGUGUCAGAGGAGGCUCUGAAUGGCAUCGCAAACAUGCCUGUGAUGGAGGAACUCGACAAGGACCCCACGCAAGAGGAGCUCAGCAAAGCUAUUGACAGCCUCGCUUGCGGCAAGGCCCCAGGUGCUGAUGGGAUAACACCUGACAUCAUCCAACUUGGGAAACCAACCCUUUUGCCACAUCUUCACGACCUCCUCUGCCUUUGCUGGAAUGAAGGAGCCGUCCCCCAGGACAUGCGUGACGCCAAAAUCGUCACCCUGUACAAGAACAAGGGCGACCGCAGCGACUGUAACAACUACCGCGGCAUCUCUCUGCUCAGCACUGUGGGGAAGGUCUUCGCACGCGUUGCCCUUAUCAGGCUCCAGCUUCUGGCGGAGCGCGUCUACCCUGAGACACAGUGUGGCUUCAGGGCAGCAAGAUCCACGGUGGACAUGAUCUUCACCCUUCGACAACUGCAGGAGAAAUGCCGUGAACAGAGGAGACCUUUGUAUCUCGCUUUCGUCGACCUCACAAAGGCCUUCGACCUUGUUAGCAGAGAUGGUCUCUUCAAGCUGCUUGUAAAGAUUGGUUGCCCUCCAAAACUUCUCAGCAUCGUGACAUCAUUUCACAACAACAUGCAGGGUUCAGUCUGUUGUGAUGGAGAAACCUCAGAGGCCUUCCCAAUCCGCAGCGGAGUGAUUUUCUUCUCUCUCCUGCUGUCGUUUGCAUUUGGCUCAUCCCCUGAAGGCGUCUACCUACACUCAAGAGCUGAUGGCAAACUCUUCAACCUUGCCCGCCUUAGGUCCAAGACGAAAGUGACCAGUGUACUCCUGAGGGAAAUGCUAUUUGCAGAUGAUGCAGCUCUAGCAUCACACACAGAGACAGGGCUCCAGCAGUUGGUGGACAGGCUCUCUUAUGCAUGCAAGGAGUUCGCCCUCACCAUCAGCAUUAAGAAGACCCAUGUCAUGGGCCAAGAAGUCGAAACCCCAUCCUCCAUCUCUAUUGACAACAAGACCCUAGACUGUGUGGGCACCUUCACUUACCUCGGAUCAACAGUCGCCAGCAACCUGUCACUUGACGCAGAACUGAGCACCCGUCUUGCCAGGGCCGCCACAGUGAUGGCCAGGCUGGCAAAGAGAGUGUGGUCUAACAAGAACCUAACUGUGCGCACAAAACUCCAGGUCUACCAAGCAUGCGUCAUCAGCACUCUGCUAUACAGCAGUGAGGCCUGGACCACCUACACCAGACAAGAAAAACGGCUGAACAGCUUCCACCUGCGCUGCCUACGCCGCAUCCUUGGCAUCAAAUGGCAGGACAAAGUCCCCAACACGGAAGUCUUGGAACGUGCCCACUCCACCAGCAUGUUCGCCAUGUUGAGCCAGCGCCGCCUCAGAUGGCUCGGUCACGUCCACAGGAUGGACUCCGGUCGUCUUCCAAGGGCCAUCCUGUAUGGCGAGCUUUCGUCAGGCUCCAGGCCAAUUGGUCGUCCGAACCUACGAUUCAAGGACGUCUGUAAACGCGACAUGAGGCAGGCUGGCAUAGACCCCAACAGCUGGGAGGAAGCCGCCCAGGAUCGCAGUGCUUGGAGACAGACAGUUGCCGCAGGGAUCCACCGCGCUGAGGAGAGGCGCACCACCUUGCUGCAGGAGAAGAGGCAGAGGAGGAAAUUGCGAGUAGCAGCCCCCACCCCUGAGUCAGUCCCCUCUCCUUUCGUCUGCGCUAAUUGCGGCAGAGACUGUCAUGCAAGAAUUGGACUGCUCAGCCACAGCCGCCGCUGCAACAAAGACGACAAUCCCCCGGGCGCAGUCCAUCGUCAAUUGAAAGUUAUAAUCUGCGUGGUAAGCUGUCUGGUUGGUUUGUCCGUCAUUUGUGCUGUGGUCUUCUACGUGUACAAGAAGAAACGCAGCAAGAAAUAUUAUAUUACGGACCCUAACGGUGGUGGGCAACUGGCGUCUUAUGUUCCCCGCUAUACUCAGCAAGCCUUUGAUGCUGCCACAUUUGACGAUGGCAGUGUCGAUCAUACAGAUGCCGAUGAGGAAGAUGAAAACCAGGACUCUCCAUCAGGAAGCUUACUCUCCAUAAGCAAAACAAAAGGUGCUGAAGCCUCCUCAUUGGAUUGUGGAUCUACUCGUGAUGAAUCUUCCCCUGCUUGUCCUUUAUUGAGCCCUGCUACUGAAGUUGAGAAGUUGGUACGUCCAACUAUGCAGGUGGGGAGCUCUGUAUGCCUCGAUAAGGAGGUUGAUGAACCAGCGGAGAUGCUGCCGCUCCUAAAUGGAAAGGGCAGCCAACAAACAAUCGGAGAAUAUCAAGAAGAUGAUUGCGAAACAAAGUUGUAGAGAUGGACCCAACCAUUUUGCGUCUGCUACAGGUCAAAUAGCGUGAUGUCAACGGUUAUGUACAUGUAGUUGUAUUACAUUUUAACGCAUGUUUAAUAGCACCUAAAGAUAACAAAUAUAGAUAAACGGUCAUUUUAGACAUUUUUGUUGUAAAUCGUCGAUGUACCAAUUUUUUCAGUAUGUCGAGGGUGGAGUCUCAAAGCACCUUUUGGUGUCCUGAUUGGAGAGACGUUCUUUGGACAUGACCAAUCCACUACAAUCUGCGCAUCUUGAUCAUAAGGGAGAUGUGCAAGUGCAGCCCAUCUUACACGGAUACUCAUUGCUGAUAGGCCAAUAAAUGUUGUAAUAUGAAUCAUAUUUGCUUUAUAGGAAGGAAGUUUGCUAUGUUAUUUUGGAGACUAAUUUUAAAUAUGCAAACAUUGUUACAGUAGAGCCAUACAAAUGAAGAGCAUUUUCGACGUCCAAGACAUAGGAUACCAAAGUACAUUGAAGUUUACUUCAUCCCGUAAUUGUCUUGGCGAAAUGCUAUAUCUGGUGCAUAUAAAUUACAUUGAUGAAACGAAACUUCCUAAUAUUUUUAGAAUUAGCGACAGAUUUGGAAACUAUUGCUAACAAUUGUAAUAUUACUGCUUUUACUCUAUUUACGGUCAUCUGUGCAUAUAUUUUAUACAGGUGGAUUGCCUUAAAAAACGGCUGUGGAAGAAAGUUGUUCAGUUAUUUUAUUGUAAACGCAUUGUUACCCAGAUUCUUUUUUUACAAAUGACUCCUAUAUAAUCUCUGAUUAUUUUAAAAUCUAAGUAGUUGCUUCAUUUGUGAUGAUGUUGCUCAUGAGCUCUGACAUGUUUUGCUGAGAUUUGAGGCAGAGAGUAAGUAGAUGCUUUAAGCCUAAAUUAAACCAUGCGCCAUCGAAUGGAGUCAUUUCAGCCUGCGUUUAACAUUUAAUAAUUGGUAUUUACAUUUAAGAAUUAAUAUUUUACCAUUUACUAAUAAGUUUCCGUGCACCUUUCUAUCAAUAAUAAAUUUACAAACUUUCAAAAUUGUCUGUGAAAUUGUGAAAAUGCCCCUAGCCUCUUUUUCACAUAUCUGCACUGAUUUUGCCAUACCUUCUGUAUCAGUCUUUUGAGAGUUUAGAAGGAAGAAGUCUGUUAAACAAAGAAAGGUAAAGAUAAGUCGGACAACAUACCGUCUGGGUUUUUUUUUUUCAUUUUGGCACUCUGGUAUUUUCAUGUUCUCAACUCAAGGAACUG